This is a messenger RNA of Penicillium odoratum, 1584 nucleotides long. Its product is annotated as acyl-CoA synthetase. Gene Ontology annotation, molecular function: medium-chain fatty acid-CoA ligase activity. The record is from RefSeq and is a predicted model, not a curated record. Bases 1 to 1584 code for a protein of 527 amino acids. The transcript has 3 exons. Gene Ontology annotation, biological process: fatty acid metabolic process. NCBI's taxonomy places the organism in Eukaryota, Fungi, Ascomycota, Eurotiomycetes, Eurotiales, Aspergillaceae.
AUGCCGCUCCCCUCUCUCCCUCUUUUCUUGGCAGCACAACAGCAUGCACAGAAUGACCCCGGCAAAGUCGCUGUGAUUGAUGCCACAAAGCAACAGUCAUUUACGUUUACACAACUUCUCGAGGAUGUCGCGGCGCUUCGAAAACAGAUCUUAGAGCAGCUGGGGCUGACGGCCACCGGUGAUUUGGAAGAGCGUCGCAUUGCGUUCCUUAUCCCGAAUGGCUACGAUUAUGUUGUCACUCAAUGGGCUACUUGGGCUGCGGGUGGAGUUGCCGUUCCUCUUUGCACAAGCCACCCUGUCAAGGAGCUCCUAUAUACUAUAAGCGACUCGGACCCUUCGUUGAUCCUCAUCCACCCUGCCUUCGAGAAAUUUGGCCCAUCAUUGCGAGAAGUAUGCAGCACCGAUAUUCAAUUCAUGGGACUUGAUCCGUUCACCCGGAACGACUCGCCCUCCCUACCUUCGUUCGUCCCAGCAUUUCCGCUCAGCCGCCGCGCUCUUAUGAUCUAUACUUCUGGAACGACAGGGAACCCCAAGGGAGGCGUGAGCACGCACGAAAUCAUCGAGUUCCAGGCAAGCUGUCUUGUCAAAGCGUGGAAGUACAGUCCCUCCGAUCACCUCAUCCACGUGCUCCCGCUCCACCACAUCCAUGGCAUCAUCAAUGGAUUGACAGCAUGUCUUCUGAGUGGCGCCACUGUAGAAAUGCAUCCAAAGUUCGACCCGAAGGUUAUCUGGGAGCGCUGGCAGGACAGCGGCUCUUCUACCAUGUUCAUGGCUGUACCGACCAUCUACUCUCGUCUAAAUGAUUAUUUCGAUGCCAAUAUGCGUGGAACAGAUCGUGAAGAAGCGGCAAGGGAGGGUGCAAAGGCCUUGCGUCUAGUAAUCAGUGGAUCGGCUGCGCUGCCAACUCCCGUCAAGACCAAAUUCGCGGAAAUCACAGGCCAGAUUCUGCUGGAGCGUUUCGGAAUGACCGAGAUCGGAAUGGCAAUUAGCUGUGGACUGGAAUUGGACAAGCGAGUGGAUGGCAGUGUGGGCUGGCCACUUCCUGGAGUUCAAGUCCGACUGACUGAGAAAGAGACCGGACGCAUCGUCGAGGCCAUCGACCAAGAUGGUAUGAUCGAAAUUAAGGGUGGUAACGUCUUCCUCGAAUACUGGCGAAAGCCAGAGGCAACAGCAUCCGAGUUCACAGCAGAUGGCUGGUUCAAGACUGGUGAUGUUGCCAAACGGGAUUUUACCGGGGCGUACUUCAUUCAGGGUCGUGCAUCCGUUGACUUGAUCAAGUCCGGUGGAUAUAAGAUCUCCGCGCUGGAAGUAGAACGCAAGAUGCUUGUGCUUGACUCUAUCCAAGAAGUGGCCGUCGUUGGACUCAAGAAUGAGGAAUGGGGCCAGCAGGUGGCUGCAGUUGUGAAGUUCCGCGAAGGGGUUACCCCAUUGGAGCUCCCUGCACUCCGUGCUAUUUUGAAGACUGAGAUGGCACCCUAUAAGGUUCCCACAGUCUUGAAAGUUGUGGAUGGCAUUGAGCGCAAUGCUAUGGGCAAAGUCAACAAGAAGACAAUCAUUCAGAAAUAUUGGCCUGAUAAGGCUUGA